Haliotis rubra (blacklip abalone) is the source of this 2774-nucleotide messenger RNA. RefSeq names its product dual specificity protein kinase Ttk-like. Lineage: Eukaryota; Metazoa; Mollusca; Gastropoda; Lepetellida; Haliotidae. Gene Ontology annotation, molecular function: protein binding; protein serine/threonine kinase activity; ATP binding. Gene Ontology annotation, biological process: protein localization to kinetochore; chromosome segregation; meiotic spindle assembly checkpoint signaling. Bases 1 to 2580 code for a protein of 859 amino acids. The record is from RefSeq and is a predicted model, not a curated record. The transcript has 19 exons. Gene Ontology annotation, cellular component: spindle; nucleus; kinetochore.
AUGAGUAGCUGGACUGCCUUCAAGUCUCAGUUUGACAAGCUAAAGACCCAUACCGCUUCAUGUCCAGUCAAAUCUGAAAAAAAUGACACAGACAGUAUUACGAUAACAGAUCACACCAGUUGGAUAAACCGAAUAGGAGAUGCUGGUAACAAGCCAAAGGAUUGGUAUGACUAUAUCAAUCUAGUCAAGUCACAGGUUGGCAUGAAGGAUGCUGUUGCAAGACAUAAUUUGCUCUCCUGUUUAUAUGACAGGGCCUUUAAGGAAGUCAACUGGCAGAAAGUCAAGCCAUAUCUUCUGCAGAUAACAAGAGAAAUGAGACCUAUGCCAGACUAUUUCUGGAUUAUGCCCAAGUCAAGAGUGAAUACAGCCCAGACGAGGCGGAAGGCAUUGUUGACGUAUGCCAGAUCAAUUGUGCGCAGAUUCGCUAUUGUACAUACAGCUGCAGCAGAGUUUGAAGUGAAACAAGGCAAUGUAUCAAAAGCCAAGAAGAUUCUGGAGAAGGCUCACGUUAUAGAAGCUGAACCUAAGGAGUUAGUGAGAGAGGCUCUGAAGAACCUAGACAAUGGGAAGACGAGACUGACGUCUGUGGAGAGUACUGUGCAAGCCGAGAGUCAACAACAAUGCAUUGUCGACAGUGGGGCCAACAGUAAGGAUGCCACGGAUGAAGUGUUCCCAUCCAAAGUGACCAAAUCUGAACUGUCAGCACAGUCCCACACCGCUUCAUGUGUUACGAGUCAUGACACUCCAAAUGGUAACUUGACGUCUGAUGCAGCCAGUCUGUCCCAUCUAAAGUCGGUCAUACAAAGUGCUAGCAAGCAGCCUCUCCGACACUCUCAGAGUACGCCAGAGUGUCGUCAGAUGACCAAGACAUCUGAUUCGGUCCCUAACUGGAAGAGGCCACUUGGAACGUCAAAAAUUGGGCUGCCGAUGAGGGUGAAGAAGAUGAGUCUUCCAUUCAGCAAGAAAGAAGAUGAUAUUGAUCUGGAAGAAGAGAAAAAUAUUGACAGUAUCAAGCCUCUUCCUUCACAUCCACAGGAGAAUGAGACUUUUGGCUCCCAUGCUCACACAUCGGGUUACCUGUCAAUGUCACAGAUUGAUGAGACAGUUCCCAUGGAAACAGAUGGGAAGGUUGCUCAGUCAUGUGACUUCAAAGAACCAAUGAAAUACAGGACUCCGCUGGCAUCUUCCACUCAUCAUAACAUCAAAGACAAACCUGAAAGCCAGGUGACGCCGGCAAGCUUUAUCGACCUGAGUAUAGUAGAGAAACCAAAGCCAGCAAUUUCUAGUGUUGAAUGUAAGAAACGUCUUGUGCCACCUGAGUGUGCCAAGUCCUCCACUGAUUGUGAUAAGAAAGUGACUGAGAGAAAAGACAGUGAUUCAGUGUGUGCUGGACAGCAGACAGAUUCUUCUGUGAAGGAGCCUCCAGCACCAAGUAUUCAGCCACCCUCCCUGCCUACCCCCAACAUUCCCACUCCGGCUAAUGCAGGUGCUGCUGCUGCUGCAGUGUCUAAGAUGUCCACACCCUGCACGAAGAACCGAGUGGGAGAGAUGGCAUCACUCACACCAGGCAUGAACCCUGUAGAUACUGUGACAGUCAAUGGUCAGCAGUACUUUAUCUGGAAGCUGGUUGGACGAGGCGGUUCAGCAAAGGUAUACCAGGUGUUUGACACCCAGAAGAACACCAGGGCCUUGAAGUGUGUUGACCUGGAGGAUGCCAAUGAGAUCGUGGUCAAUGGCUUCAAGAACGAGGUGCGCCUUCUGAAGAAACUUCAGUACUGCAAGAGUGUCAUCAAGAUGUAUGACUUUGAACACAAUGAGGAGCUCAACAAACUGUUUGUAUUGAUGGACUUUGGGGAGACCGACAUGGCCACACUGUUCAAGAGUCGUAUCCAGAGUGGCGAGGGGAUAGAGCCACACAUGAUCCGAUUCUACUGGAAGGAGAUGCUGACAGCUGUACAUGCACUCCAUAAAGAAGGGGUGAUCCACUCGGACUUGAAGCCAGCCAACUUCAUGAUGGUAGCGGGCAAUCUGCGACUGAUUGACUUUGGUAUAGCUAACGCCGUACAGCAGGACAAGACUAGAGUCCGGAAGCCAUCAUGGAGUCCUUUGAAGGAUCCGACGGUGGAAGUGCCGGCGACAGGGUUAAACCCACAUAUAAGAUUUGUGUUUCAGAAAUGUUUGACAAGAGACCCCAAGUCCAGACCUACCACUGAUGAGCUGCUGGCCCAUCCUUACCUGAUGGAGGACAAAGAAAAGAGCCCUGCACCCUUAGCCCUGACCAAGGCCAUGAAAGAUGCCCUGCUGCAGAUCUCCAACGCCUCACCCCGCAGUGCACAGUCUCUCACACAGGGGCUACUGCAGCAGUUAGAGACUGGAGGGAAGAUUGAUCUGAGUACACUGCCCAGCAAACCUCUCACACCGGUCGUACAGUCUCAACCAUCGGAAUCUUGCCCAGCUAGUGCCCAGCCAGCGGUCAGUGUCAAACCUACCCGCAUCAAGCAGGAGGGUGGUGCUGUUCAAGGACGAGCACCCCCUUCAGUGUAUCAACGUACACCAGAAAUAGAUGUUGGUCUUGUGUAAAUAUGUAAUUACAAAUAAUAGAUAUGAAAUGUAUACAGCUCCCAACAACUGGGAUCUGGCAAUCUACAUCUGUUGUAGAAAGAUCUUUUAAACUUGCUUGUAAUGAAAAGUCUGUCUGUGUAUUUCUCUUCUGCCUAAACAACCUGCCUUGCUCUUGGUAUCCUGUAUUGUCCAUCAAUAAAUAAUGCACAUGA